Homo sapiens (human) is the source of this 3744-nucleotide messenger RNA. RefSeq names its product zinc finger protein 90 (gene ZNF90). NCBI's taxonomy places the organism in Eukaryota, Metazoa, Chordata, Mammalia, Primates, Hominidae. The transcript has 4 exons. Gene Ontology annotation, cellular component: nucleus. Gene Ontology annotation, biological process: regulation of transcription by RNA polymerase II; regulation of DNA-templated transcription. Bases 134 to 1939 code for a protein of 601 amino acids. The record is from RefSeq and is marked validated.
CAUUUGUCUCUUGCUGCAGCUGGUGCUCCAAAUCUGGUCUUAGCUGCUUCGUGUCUUCUUCUCCAGCCUCUGUGGCCCUGUGACCUGCAGGUAUUGGGAGAUCCACAGCUGAGGGACCCCCGGAAGCCUAGAAAUGGGACCAUUGGAAUUUAGAGAUGUGGCCAUAGAAUUCUCUCUGGAGGAGUGGCAUUGCCUGGACACUGCACAGCAGAAUUUAUAUAGGGAUGUGAUGUUAGAGAACUACAGACACCUGGUCUUCCUUGGUAUUGUUGUCACUAAGCCAGACCUGAUCACCUGUCUGGAGCAAGGAAAAAAACCCUUCACUGUGAAGAGACAUGAGAUGAUUGCCAAAUCCCCAGUUAUGUGUUUUCAUUUUGCCCAAGACCUUUGUCCAGAGCAGAGCCUAAAAGAUUCCUUCCAAAAAGUGAUAGUGACAAGAUAUGAAAAACGUGAAUAUGGCAAUUUAGAGUUAAAAAAAGGUUGUGAAAGUGUGGAUGAGGGUAAAGUACACAAAAGAGGUUAUAAUGGACUUAACCAAUGUUUGACAGCUACCCAGAGCAAAGUAUUUCAAUGUGAUACAUAUGUGAAAGUCUCUCAUAUAUUUUCAAAUUCAAACAGACAUAAGAUAAGAGAUACUGGAAAAAAACCUUUCAAAUGUAUAGAAUGUGGCAAAGCUUUCAACCAGUCCUCAACCCUUGCUACACAUAAGAAAAUUCAUACUGGAGAGAUAACCUGCAAAUGUGAAGAAUGUGGCAAAGCCUUCAACAGGUCCUCACACCUUACUUCACAUAAGAGAAUUCAUACUGGAGAGAAACGGUACAAAUGUGAAGAUUGUGGCAAAGAAUUAAAGUAUUCCUCUACCCUUACUGCACAUAAGAGAAUUCAUACUGGAGAGAAACGGUACAAAUGUGAAGAUUGUGGCAAAGAAUUAAAGUAUUCCUCUACCCUUACUGCACAUAAGAGAAUUCAUACUGGAGAGAAACCCUACAAGUGUGAUAAAUGUGGCAGAGCAUUUAUUUCAUCCUCGAUCCUUUAUGUACAUAAGAUAAGUCAUACUGAAGAGAAACCCUACAAAUGUGAAGAAUGUGGCAAAGCCUUCAAGCUCUCCUCAAUCCUUAGUACACAUAAGAGAAUCCAUACUGGAGAGAAACCCUACAAAUGUGAAGAAUGUGGCAAAGCCUUCAGGCGCUCCUUAGUCCUUCGUACACAUAAGAGAAUUCAUACUGGAGAGAAACCCUACAAGUGUGAUAAAUGUGGCAAAGCAUUUAUUUCAUCCUCACUCCUUUAUAAACAUAAGAUAAGUCAUAGUGAAAAGAAACCCUACAAAUGUGAAGAAUGUGGCAAAGCCUUCAAGCGCUCCUCAACACUUACUAUACAUAAGAUAAGUCAUACUGAAGAGAAACCCUACAAAUGUCAAGAAUGUGACAAAGUCUUCAAACGCUCCUCAGCCCUUAGCACACAUAAGAUAAUUCAUAGUGGAGAGAAACCCUACAAAUGUGAAGAAUGUGGCAAAGCCUUCAAGCGCUCCUCAAACCUUACUACACAUAAGAUAAGUCAUACUGAAGAGAAACUCUACAAAUGUCAAGAAUGUGACAAAGCCUUCAAGUACUCCUCAGCCCUUAGCACACAUAAGAUAAUUCACAGUGGAGAGAAUCCCUACAAAUGUGAAGAAUGUGGCAAAGCCUUCAAGCGCUCCUCAGUCCUUAGUAAACAUAAGAUAAUUCAUACUGGAGCGAAACCCUACAAAUGUGAAGAAUGUGGCAAAGCCUUUAAGCGCUCCUCACAGCUUACUAGUCAUAAGAUAAGUCAUACUGGAGAGAAACCCUACAAAUGUGAAGAAUGUGGCAAAGCUUUUAACUUGUCCUCAGACCUUAAUACACAUAAGAGGAUUCAUAUUGGACAGAAAGCCUACAUAGUGAAGAACAUGGCAAAUCUUUGAAAUAUUCCUCAACCCUUAAUAAACAUAAGAUAAUUCAUACUGGAGAGAAACCGUAUAAAUGUGAUGACUGUUGGAAAGCCUUUGACCACCCCUCUACUCUUACUAAAUAUGAGAAUUUAUAUGAAACAUAACUCCUACAAAAAUAAAGAAUGUGACAAAUCAUUUUAAGGAAGUUCUCAACCCUUACUACACAUAAUUCAUACUGGACGGAAACUCUACAGGUGUGAAAAAUGCAGCAAAGCCUAUAACAAGUUCUCAAUUCUUUUUUUUUUUUUUUAAGAAGGAGUUUCAUGCUUCUCACCCAGCCUGGAGUGCAAUGGCACGAUCUCUGCUCACUGCAACCUCUUCCUCCUGGUUCAAGCCAUUAACCUGCUUCAGCCUCCACCACCAUGCCCAACUAAUUUUUGUAUUUUUGGUAGAGACAGGGUUUUGCCAUAUUUAACAGGCUGGUCUCCAACUGUGAUUCACACACCUUGGCCUCCUAAAAUGCUGGGAUUACAGUCAUGAGCAUCCAUGCCCAGCCACAAGUUCUCAGUUCUUAAGAGACAUGGUGAUAAUUCAUGCUGAAGAGGAACUUUACAAACUUGAAAGAUGUGACAGUGCUUUUACCACCACCUCCAACUUUUCUGUACAUAAAGAUGAUUAUACUAGUGUGAAACCCUAGAAAUAAUAGAAAAUUUGACAAAUCCUUUAUAUGGUUGCAAGACUUGAUUGUAGGUAAGAUAAUUCAUACUGGCAAAACUCCUACAAGUGUGAAGAAUGUGGGAAAACUUUUUAAUCAGUGCAUACACCUUAUUUCACAGGAAAGCUAGUAUCCUUGAGAAAAAUUGCACAAUUAUAAAAAAUAUGGAAAACCCAUUAAUGCCUACUCACAUCUUACCCAACAGAAGGUGGUUCACAGUUAAUGAAAGCAUUUAAAGUGCAAUUAUGCUCAAGAAAUCUUUCAGAAAAUAGAAGCCUUUAAAGUGAAGAAGAGUAUUCUGAAGACAACCAUUACACAUAUAAAGGGGGUUGUAUUACCUUUACUUGCAUCACAGAUUUCAUUGCACACAUUUUGUACUAGAGGAAAACCCUGAAGCAGUUGCUCCAGCUUUGUUCAACAACAGGGAAUUUAUGUUAGAGAAGAAUCCUGCAAAUGUAGUGAAUUUGGAAACAAAUUUUUUUUCAAAAACUACAGCUUAGAAAACACCAGAGAGUUGAUACUAAAAUAUAUGUUUGCAGAAACAGUAAAUAUAAAAAAUAUUUAAUUCAAAAUGAAUUCCAUGUAAAUAUCAGAGAAUUUACAGUAGAAUAAGGCACUGAUACUUCAGACAUUACACUAAAACAGUGUUGAGUAUAAAAAAGAAUCCACAACAAAAAUUGUUAGAUAAAUUAUAUAUAGCUUUAAAAGGUUUUUUGAAGCAUUGUAAUUACAUUGAAAGUAUACUUGCUUUCUUGAGAAAAAAUUUUUGAAAAGUGAAUAAGGUAAUAGAGCUUUCAAAUUUAUGCUGUUACUUUAUUUCUAUUCACAUGUGAAAGCAUGUGAUCAAUUGAUGCUGCAUCAGAGAUAUUACAGAUUCUUUAUUGGGCAUUCCUUAUAACCUUUUCUAUUAAAGAGAAAGGAUAUUAAAAUGUAAGAUGCAUGAUGAAAAUAUAAGUGGACAGGCUGUUCGUAUUUGACCUAUAUUAAGUAAUGUAUAAGGUAGUGUUCAGAGUAAUACUUUUCUACAUUAUAGUGAGAGAAAUUAUGAAUUACAGUUAAAGGUAUAUUAAAUUACUGUAUUAUUUUACUAAUUUUAUGUAAUAAAAUACACUACAUUAAAAAA